Messenger RNA from Cyprinodon variegatus (sheepshead minnow), 2148 nucleotides. RefSeq lists its product as uncharacterized. Lineage: Eukaryota; Metazoa; Chordata; Actinopteri; Cyprinodontiformes; Cyprinodontidae. Bases 74 to 1318 code for a protein of 414 amino acids. The record is from RefSeq and is a predicted model, not a curated record. Gene Ontology annotation, molecular function: GTP binding. The transcript is spliced from 4 exons.
UCAUUUACUUUCAUUUAGAAACAGGGUUUGUUGGAACAAACAAGCAGAAAGUCGACAGAGUGAAGCUGAUGAAAUGGCCGCUUCAGCUGAUAUUUCCACCUCAGCACUGAGCCGCCCUGCUACAGAAAUGAGGAUUGUGUUGAUAGGAGGAAGAUAUGAUGACCCUUCCAGCGGUAAAAGCUCAGCUGGAAACAUCAUCCUGGGUCACAAUGUUUUUGACACCAGCAGAAGAACAACUCAGAGUGAAGCGAGGCAGCAGGAAGUACUCGGCAGACGACUCACAGUGGUUGAUACUCCUGGAUGGUGGUGGCAUUAUCCAAGAGAAGAAACCCCAAAACUGGAUCAGAUAGAAAUCCAGAAUAGUGUCCAUCUGUGUCCCCCAGGACCUCAUGUCUUUCUUCUGGUCAUUCCUGUUCGUUCUAAUUUCUCCCAGCAUGUCAAACCAUCUCUAAAGGAACACCUGGAACUUUUCAAAGCAGAUGUUUUCAGUCACACCAUCGUGCUGUUCACUGCAGUCCAUCCAUGUAGUGAUGAAACCAUUGAAUCAGAAAUCAGAGGAAGUCCAGUCCUGCAGUGGAUCCUUCAACAAUGUGGAAACAGAAAACAUGUUCUCAACAUCAGCAACAGAGAAGAUAGAGAUCAAGUCAAGAUGCUUCUAGAGAAAACUGAGAAAGAUCUCAAAGCUCUGGUGGAGGUCCUGAUGCCAUUAACAGAGAGAGUGUGGAGACACUGCAUGGUGCUGUUUACCAGGGGAGAAUGGCUCAAUGUCCUCCCUGUAGAGAACUACAUCGUCAGAGAGGGCAAGGAGCUCCAGGAGCUUCUGGAGAAGUGUGGGAACAGAUACCAUGUUCUCAGCUUCUUUAAUUAUGAUGAUCCUGUUCAAGUCAAAGAGCUGUUCCAAACAAUUAUCAACAUGGUAAAACAGAACAAAGGAUGCUUCACGACUGAAGGAAAAAGAAAGAAAUUUCAGUUUCUACCUCAGCAAAGAAAACAACGCAUUCUGACAGAAGAGGAGUGGAACAGACGGGAGCAGGAGCUGAUGGAGAGAAUGAUGAAAGCUUUAGCAAAGGAACCAGAGAAACCAACAGUUCCCUCUGUGGAGGUGGCAGAGAGCAAGGAUGACUUUGUCAUUCCAGACAUGAGCGAAGAUGUUUCCUCAGAACAUGGGAGCAUUUCAGAGGUUAGGAAUCAACGAGCUCAUAACAUCGUUGCUGAAUGGCUGGCUAAGAGAGUGAGACAGUCUGAGAUCAGCUCUGGGAUGGGCAGCAUUUGUUCCUCAGUCAGUUAUAUGGAGAAACAUGAUGAAGAUCUCCAAUAGAUUAAAAUCAUCCAAAGAUGAGUUCAUUCUCACAGAGAAUAAAGAAGAUCCUCUGAACAUUUUCUACAAUCCUUCAACUAAACACAGGAACUCUUGCUCAACCAAAAAACUACAGCAGAAAUUAAAUGAUGGAAGCUAAAGGAGAACACAGGAUGGAAUAUGAAAAUAUACCAGCUUGGUGCUACAUGAGCCUAUGAUGGUCUAAACACUGUAGAUCACAUGUUUAAAGUCCUGGUUUUGUGAUGAAGCUGCUGCCCCCUGAAGACACUGAUGCCUCAGAGUUUAUUCCCAGUUCUUUCCCCUGGUGUUUCAUUAGUUAAUGUCUAUUUCUGUGUUGUAUUCCUGCCUGUUUGAUUUUAUUGCCACGAUUGCAGACAUAUGUCUCCUUUGUCAAACCUGAUCUAGAGAAGAGUAACUUUAUGAUCAUUUAUAUCUCUAUAGGCUUCAUGUAUCGUCACAUUCUUUUCUCCAGAGGCGUCAUUAGGUUUUAAGGGUUGGGGGGAUUGGCCCCCAGAUAAUAAACUGUUCAGUAAAACUAAUAGCACAAGAUUUCUUAAACAACUAACAAAAACUAAAAUUGCUUUUCCUCUAAUCAAACACAUUUAACAGAGAUACCUCACUGUGUAAAUAAUUUAAACAACUAUCAGGUUUAAAUCACAGGAAGUUUGUUGAUCUGUUUCUCCUUCAGCAUCUCCCUCUGCCAGAUCCUUUACAAUAUCUUGAAACACGAUAAAUUUAGAUAAUAAAUCAACAACAUCAGCUAAUGCCAUAAUUUUAAUUCACAACACGACAACUGUUUGUUCCCAAAUAUUUUUUAUUCGGACAGAUUA